This is a messenger RNA of Chaetomium globosum CBS 148.51, 1965 nucleotides long. RefSeq lists its product as uncharacterized. Bases 1 to 1965 code for a protein of 654 amino acids. The record is from RefSeq and is a predicted model, not a curated record. The transcript is spliced from 3 exons. Gene Ontology annotation, biological process: nuclear-transcribed mRNA catabolic process, nonsense-mediated decay; positive regulation of translation. Lineage: Eukaryota; Fungi; Ascomycota; Sordariomycetes; Sordariales; Chaetomiaceae. Gene Ontology annotation, cellular component: nucleolus; cytoplasm. Gene Ontology annotation, molecular function: mRNA binding.
AUGGCCACCCCCCAGCUGUUGUCGAGGAAAACAAAUGGUGUAGUGGGCGGUCAAUCCUCCAGCGAUGCACCGAAAGCCCCGAGAACGAAAGCGCCAGCGCAGGGUGAGAAGGUGGUGGUCAGGCGCUUGCCGCCGGCAAUGACCGAGGAGGAAUUCAUCACUAUUUUGGGAGAGGAAUGGAAAGUUGGGCGAGGCAAGGUCGAUUGGUUCUCGUACUGGCCCGGGAAAGUAUCGCAACAUCCGUCAAAACCAUCCCAGCCGUCGCGAGCAUAUAUCCACGUCACCAGGAGAGACGAACUGGUAGCCCUGCUCCAGCACGUGCAGUCGGCAACAUGGGAGGACGCGAAGGAGACCUACAACGACCCUGCCCUGGUGUCACCGCCCACCGUCGAGUUCGCCACAUACAAGAAGACGCCCGGAGAGAAGAAGCGUGUCGACGGGCGGCAAGGCACCAUAGAUCAAGACCCCGAGUUUAUGGCAUUCCUCGAGGCGCUAGCGAACCCAGAUGCGCAGAAAGAGGCCCAGGAAGGCGAUCAGGGCGUGGAAGAACUUGGUAAGACGGAGAAGACUACGACAACGCCAUUGGUAGAAUAUCUUAAGGAAAAGAAGGCAGCCAGGGCUAAGGAGGUGGCAGCGGCGAAGAGCGCAAAGCAUGCGCGUCAAGACUCGCAAGGGACAAAGGGUAAAGCCAUUGCUACACCUACUGAGGAGCCCAAGAAGAGAUCUCGAGAUGGCAGGGCCGAGAAGGACAAGGCAACGGAAAAGGCGGCCGAGAGACCUAGAGAAUCGGUCAAAAUACUCACUAAGAAAGCCGCCGCCGCCGCAGAAGCUGCCGAGGCUGCAAAAGCUGUCGCCGCCCAGAUGAAACCGACCCCUUCCUCAGGCUCGCAGUCCGGUGGCCAGGAGCCGCCGCCUAAGAGCCGCCGGGCGGGAAUAGCGGCUGCGGCGCGGAUUUUGCAACGCGAUCUUGGCCUUAGCCCGGGCAACGCGCAUCGCAAAGCCCGGCAAGAAGCCGCCAAGGCAGAGUCGGACACCAAGGCCCCGACCGCAAAAGAGAAUACAAAACCGGGCCCACCGGCCGGCCCCGAGCCCGCGCCGCCUCCUACUCCAACUGAGCCCCCGGCAUCGCCUGCUCUGUCGAAAACGCAGCCGUCCGCUUCGAACAGGUCCCGGAAUAGAAAACGCGGGGUUGGUGACGACGGCACGAAGGGUAAAGGGGAAAACGGUGGCGGGAAAGCCGCGGAAACCUCAGCAACCUCGGCCCUAACACCAGCAAAGACGCCUAUCACGGUAUUGAAAAAGAGGGAUACCCAGCAAGCUUCAUCACCACAACCCGCACCCACCCCUCCCCCGGCGGGGCCCUCCAAGACAACCCCGUCAACUCAAGCAGCGACAGCAGCCCCUCCCUCGGGGCCCAAGUCUGCAUCACAAAAGCAAAUCGGGGCUUCUAAAAAGGCAAACGCCCUGGCUACGCCGUCCUCGGGCGCUACUCGCGCUUUUAUCAAGCAUGCCAAUCAUUCUCAAGGAGUUACCGAUGCCUCUUCUCAGGGAGAGCCUCCAGCGGACUCAUCAAGGCCAUGGCUGCUAGCUCAGUGUCGGUUGCGCAAGCCACGGUACAAGUUCUCGAGCGGAAGGAGAUGGGCAAGAAUGGGGACAGGUUCGGGUUCAGCAUCAGGCCCAGCCCAAGGGAAGAACCCACCUGCAUCGGCCGCCGCGCCGCACCCUGCCCCGUCUGCGGCGAAGACGCAGGCCACUCCAGCCGCGGAGCCGAAUUCGGCGCCCUCGACCCCGGUUUCCACUAGGCCGGCAACGGAGAAGGCGGGCGGGGAGCAGAGCAAGCGAGGAGGGAGGAGGCGCGGCGGGAGGGGGAGGGGCGACAAGGACGCUAAGGAGUCGCCCAAGGACGGCGGCGCGAAGAAGGGUGACGGUGGGGGUGGCUCUACGGCGCCGCCGGCGACCAGUUGA